Messenger RNA from Necator americanus (New World hookworm), 1941 nucleotides. RefSeq lists its product as uncharacterized. The record is from RefSeq and is a predicted model, not a curated record. NCBI's taxonomy places the organism in Eukaryota, Metazoa, Nematoda, Chromadorea, Rhabditida, Ancylostomatidae. The transcript is spliced from 11 exons. Bases 1 to 1941 code for a protein of 646 amino acids.
AUGUUUGGAUAUGUCCUUGUCACAAAUAAAAACGAAGUGAUUACAUACGGUGGAGAUGAACGAUUCGACGACUACCUCCAGGAACGACUUCAUUCAGAAAUCCUCUUCUCAUCCGACACACCUUCCACAUCCAGUGGCGUACACACUGACUCAUCCACAGAGUCGUUGUGUACUCACGAAAGGACCUCAAUUUCCAGAGAUGACAGAGAUCUCAAGGAUACUUUAAUUGUUGCAAAUGAUGAAAUUGCAAGUCUAUUUCUUCCAAUCAUAACUGUUUGCCGAUCCCAGAAGUCUAUUCAACUUGACAAAAUCUUUUCUAUGACCUCUGAGCAGGUCACUAUACUUUUACGUCGUCUCAGAAGUAAUUAUUUACUGAUAUGCCUCGGUGACAACGAAAAGGUACAACAUCAGUUCAUGGAUUAUGUGGAACUUGGUCUGGAGGUGAAUGUUGGUCCUCUUCUCGAGUUGCUUGACACGGAUCCCUCGUCGGUGACGUUGGGAUGGAAUUUUUUGAAGUCACUCUCUGAAAACCAUUGCAUCCAUGACGAAACUAAAGUGAAAGCAUCCCUAGACAUCCGCAAAGUGAUAUUUUUCCAUUCUGAACUCUCAAUCACACUGCCGGUUUUGAAUGCGUUGUCGUUACAUCUCCAUGGGACCCUCGGCAGUAAUAGAUGUAUACUUCUUGGAAAUGGCGAUGUGCUUUCUUCCACAAGUAGUGAUGAAGGCCUUUUGUGGAAAUCUAUAUCAUAUAGUGAUCUGAAUUUUCUUCUGAAACAAAUUUCGAGUGAUGAGUCCAGUAAGAGCGAGGAACUGUUCCAGGUCUGGCUUCGAUCCACAAAAUCAAUCAUUCCAUACUAUGUUGACGUUAUGGUGUCCAAUAUUUGUGGAGACUUUAAAAUUGUUUGCCUUUUUGAGGCUAAAUAUAGCAUUCUUAUCAGGACCAUCACUGUUUUCCUUGUACAACUUGAUCGAAUUCAUUUCUCGGAUGAUGUCAUGAAGGAUACUUGUGAAAUCGAAAAAACAGUAGAAAGUAUUGCACAACAAUUACUCGCAUUCUCAUCUAGUAAUUCGACUAGAAGAAGCACUGGUGGAGGAUAUAUGAAAAAUCCGGAAAGAACUGCAUAUUUCAUUGAGUCAUUGUGGCAGCGGACAUCCGAUUUAUUGCUAGCUUCAAGCGGUUGCUAUACCUAUUUUCCGGAUCGACCACGGAGUUCAACGAAUAUCUCGAUAGGAUCGAUGAGAUCUGCAAUCUCUUCAGUUUCGCUGAAUUCUUCGACCAUGUCACAUUCGACAGCUAAAAAAUUUAAAUCUACUUUAAAAUGUGAUAUUACUAUGGAGUAUUUUCGACGACAAGCUGUAAACAUUCUACAAGAGCUCUGUUUUGAAUCUCAUCGAAUCACUGCUCCACAAAAAUUAGCACAAUUUCGGAAAAUUUUAUCCCGAGUCAUCGAUACGAGCGAUGGAUCCGUGUGGUCUGAUGUACAACUAGCAAUGACUCUGGAAAAAAGAUCCACACAACUCAAAGAAUUUUUGUCCCCAUUAAGUUUGGGUCUGGAUAUGGUGGCGUAUUCAGUAACAAUCCCAGCGAAAUCCAUAUCUGUAACUUAUACACCAGAUUGGAUAAGAGACGAAUUUGAAUCACCGCUAAAAUGUUCGCCAUGUAGCGGUUUUGUGGAUUUAAUGGGAAGAUCCGGAAAACGAUACAAUCUCUUCAGGACCAGAACAGUAGAAAAACGAUCCGAUUCAUGGAUGAACAUCCUGAAAAGUUUUCGAACAUAUUUGAAUGGGAGGAGUAACACAAACGAGGUCGGCUGCGAGUACGUGUUUGCAGUUGCACUGUUCGAGGAAGGAAUCAAUAAGGAACUCGCUGAAAGAGAAAUAUUAAAACUUAUGGAAAUUGUAGUCGCAAAAAUGUACUCUUCAUUUUCAUUUGUAUGUUAA